Molecule: messenger RNA, 1429 nt
Organism: Gracilinanus agilis (Agile Gracile Mouse Opossum)
Lineage: Eukaryota; Metazoa; Chordata; Mammalia; Didelphimorphia; Didelphidae
Gene: KDELR3
Product: KDEL endoplasmic reticulum protein retention receptor 3
Exons: 5
Coding region: 178-822 (214 amino acids)
Biological process (GO): endoplasmic reticulum to Golgi vesicle-mediated transport; protein retention in ER lumen
Cellular component (GO): membrane; cis-Golgi network; endoplasmic reticulum
Molecular function (GO): ER lumen protein retrieval receptor activity
Source: RefSeq, a predicted model, not a curated record
GCCAGGGGGAGCCCCAGCUGGCACUGGCCCAGAGGAGGCUGGAUGGCUGGAUGCUGAAGGGAUCCUGGGGCCGGGGCGCGGGGCAUUCCUAGAGGAUCCGGGCCAGAGCAAAGAGGGGCAGACAGGGAAAGCCUUCCAGGAAGAGAGCUCAGGAGGGGGCUCCAGGGCAGCACCGCCAUGAACCUGUUCCGAAUCCUGGGGGACGUCUCCCACUUACUGGCCAUGAUCCUCCUCCUGGGCAAAAUCUGGAGGUCCAAGUCGUGCAGAGGAAUCUCAGGAAAGAGCCAGGUCCUGUUUGCCCUCGUCUUCACCACUCGAUACCUAGAUCUAUUCACCAACUUCAUCUCUCUCUACAACACAGUGAUGAAGGUGAUUUUCCUGCUCUGCUCCUACGUCACCGUAUACAUGAUUUAUUGGAAAUUUUGGAAAUCAUUUGACAGUGAGAAUGACACGUUUCGCCUAGAGUUUCUCUUGGUCCCGGUCACUGGUCUCUCCUUCCUUGAGAACUAUAGUUUCACCCCCCUGGAGAUCCUCUGGACCUUCUCUAUCUACCUGGAGUCCGUGGCAAUCCUGCCCCAGCUCUUCAUGAUCAGCAGGACUGGGGAGGCAGAAACCAUUACCACUCACUACCUUUUCUUUCUGGGGCUCUAUCGAGCUCUUUAUCUGGCCAAUUGGAUCUGGCGGUACCACACAGAAAAUUUCUAUGACCAAAUCGCGGUGGUGUCUGGGGUGGUACAAACCAUCUUCUACUGUGACUUCUUCUACCUGUAUGUGACCAAAGUCCUUAAAGGAAAGAAGUUAAGUCUCCCAAUGCCUGUUUGAAGACCCAACCAAGAAACUACACAAGUUUCCUGACUACCAGCUCCAGAAGUCAUUCACUGUGGUGCUACUUUCAUAACAAGUGGACUUUGCCAAAGGGACAUCCUAUCAUCUUCCCUCCAUUCACAUCUAGUAUUCUACAAAUGAAGGGUGGGACAACCCCUGGGGCUAAAAUGUGCACUCCUUUAAGAGGCAUCCCUCAAAUUGGGUUGUCAUUGUUUUCUAAGAUUGUAUUCUCUCCUAACCUGGAAAAGUCACCCCUAAUCAAGUAGGUCCUAACCUCCUCGGGGAAAAUGUCCCAAAAGAGGUUACACUCGUCUUACUAUAUAUUAAAAUAACCACAUACACAGAGAUCUUGUCAAAUUGGAAGUAAAAUGUGAAAAUGGUGACCUAGAAUUGUUAGUUAUUUCUCUUUCUACUCCUUUACAUACAUCUUAAGGGGAAAAUGUGCUGUAUCUCCCUAAGCCUUUUAAUAUUAUUCCUAUGCUUUCUCUUUCCACAGUUCUAGGAUAAUGACCAAGAUUACAGAUAGAAAUGAAAACCAUUUUUACCUAAUUCACUGGACUUCUGCUAGGAGAAUGUUUGGUAAUAAAAAAAAGUGGUGCUUUUC